Molecule: messenger RNA, 1747 nt
Organism: Caenorhabditis elegans
Lineage: Eukaryota; Metazoa; Nematoda; Chromadorea; Rhabditida; Rhabditidae
Gene: scav-3
Product: Sensory neuron membrane protein 2
Exons: 8
Coding region: 5-1609 (534 amino acids)
Biological process (GO): vesicle-mediated transport
Cellular component (GO): membrane
Source: RefSeq, marked reviewed
UAAAAUGUUGAAAAAAGCGCCGUGCCUUUUCGGCUCGGCAAUUAUUUUGGGAUUACUGCUCGCCGCGGCGGGAGUUCUCUUGUUAAUCGGAAUUCCAAUCGAUAGAAUUGUAAAUAGACAGGUUAUUGAUCAAGAUUUUCUCGGCUACACACGCGACGAAAAUGGUACAGAGGUACCGAAUGCAAUGACAAAGUCGUGGCUGAAACCAUUAUACGCAAUGCAGUUGAAUAUUUGGAUGUUCAACGUGACAAAUGUUGAUGGAAUCCUUAAAAGACACGAAAAACCGAAUCUUCACGAAAUUGGACCUUUCGUUUUUGACGAAGUACAAGAGAAGGUCUAUCAUAGAUUUGCUGACAAUGAUACCCGAGUAUUCUAUAAAAAUCAAAAAUUAUAUCAUUUCAACAAAAAUGCUUCUUGUCCAACGUGCCAUUUGGAUAUGAAGGUUACAAUUCCGAAUAUUGUAUUUCAAAAGCUCAUCGACGCGGCUGAUGUGACAAUUUUUGGAGUUCGAAUCAAAUUUGCUAUUGAGUCAGUGCUAAAAAUGGUCUCCGAGGCUCCGUAUAUUACGGUAAAAGUAAGCGAUGCUCUAUUCGACGGAUACGAAGACCCGAUAAUCGAUAUCGUUUGUAAAAAUAAAAUUCUUCAAUUCCUCUGCGAAACGAAUUCUCUUCAGCGGAGAGUUGGAUUCUUUUAUGGGCAAAAUGGAACAACAGACGGAAUAUACGAAGUGGAUGCUGGCGUGCCAUCUCCAUCGAAAAUCGGUCAUUUAUACACGUGGAAUAAUAUGACAGAAAUGCCCGAAGGAACAUGGGAUACUAAAUACGCACGAAUGAUUAACGGAACCGAUGGACAAUUGUUCAGUCCGAUGCUGAAACGAGAAGACAGAUUGACGAUAUUUGUGCCGCAAAUAUGUAGAUCAAUUCAAAUGGAAUACACAAAAGAUGUCGCUGUGAAUGGGGUUCCUUCGUGGAGAUAUGCACCACCUUUGGAUCUUUACGAUCCUGCUCUUCCGCAGAAUCGAGCAUUUUGUAAUAAGAAUGGAAUGCCGCGAUAUUUUGAUAAUACUACUGUGCAAAUUGAAAACUGCCUCCCUGCCGGUCUUAUCGACUUGUCACGAUGCCAAGCCGGCAAUCCACGUGUCUAUCUAUCCAAUCCACACUUCUACAACUCACCAAUGGAGCUGUGGCAUUCCGUCACUGGGCUCUCGGUGCCAACUGCUUCAAAUGACCUGACUGUUGUAGAUAUUGAGCCAACUGCCGGCGUUCCAACUCAAGCGAAAAGAAUUAUGCAGAUUAAUGUGGGAAUGGUCAAGGGAUCCUUGAGUGUCACCGAAAACACGACAAACGUCGUUGUUCCAGUCCUUUGGAUGAACGAAACUGCGUAUUUCGAUCAAGGAACUCGUGAUCAGCUGAUUAAUAUUUUCAACGCAAAACAUUAUUCAUUUAUUGGAGGUGUUAUCAGCUUGUCACUUGGUCUUAUCGCCUGGCUUGCCGUUUUUGUUGUAAUCAUUGUUUAUUCGCGACAAUCCGACGAAGAAGAGUACGGACGUCUUGUGCUGGAGGAUGAGGACGAAGAGCCUGCGCAAGACGAGAACGCAGUUUUGGCAUAAAUUUAAAAAUUUAAAUCAUUUUUAAUCAUAUUGUGAUAAUUUCGAAUUUUUGAUGCAGGUUGCAAUAAUUCUGGUGCUCACACGACUUAAUAUGGCACUUUUUCUUGUAAAUAUUAAUUGAAUAAAUGAUUUUUUUCG